UCGGGGAUACCCGGUGAUAUCACCUGAAAAAAAUCAUUCAAGUUCGGUAUCAUCGCUCGAAGAAAUAGAAUUGUAUUUGCGGUCGAAACACUCAAAAGCCACUGUUCUGAUUCUGUUUCUGUUAAUCCACGACUGAAAAUAAACGGCACAUUUCAUCAUUUGAAAGGUUUCGUUUUAGAAUGGUGGGGGAACUGCGCAAAGAUCAAUAGCUAGGAGAAGAGAUGCCGCAGAAGCGGUAUAUGUUGAAUUUAUUCCUCCAAAGAGUCAAUUUUACAAGCAUGAUUUUGAGGAGAUGAAAUAUUGAGGUUCAUCUUGAGGAAUGUGGACAUAUCAUUACUCAAUUAGAGGAAAUUGAAAUCUUCAUGUAGAUACUGGCCGGUAGUAGAAUAAUGACUUCGAAAUCAACUGUAUAAACAUUAUGUUAAAGUGUAUCUUAUUCUUGAUAGCUAUUUUGUUUUUAAUAUUCGUCGUCUAUGUUGAAGCCGAGUGUCAGACCCGGAAAAUUUACUGCUAUGAAUGCGAUAGUUGGUCAGAUAUCAGAUGCAAGGACCCUUUCAACUAUACUGCCCUGCCUAGGGAUUUACCCCCCUUGAUGACCUGCAAUGGAUGCUGCGUCAAGAUGGUCAGAAACUCAAAAUCACCUUACGAAGUGGUCAGAAGGACUUGCACAUCCCAGCUUCAGAUAAACCUAUUUAUGGUUGAUCAUGUGUGCAUGAUGGAAAGUAGCGGGACUGGUCACAUGUGCUUUUGCGAGGAAGACAUGUGCAAUUCUAGCCCAAAACAAGUCACACCUUUUUCCUGCCUGAAUCUAGUAGUUCUGGUUGUAAGCCUGUGCAUGCUAGUUAGACCAUGAUAGUCAGAUCGUAGUAUUUGCUUCAAAUGGCAAUAAGAAAUCGUGAACACCACCUCAUGUUUAAAGAUAAUUUAUAAAGAAUCGCCAUUUUACCUCGAGUAGGUAUGAAGAAAGAAAUUUAAUUUUGAAAAAAAAUAUAAAUAAACUUACGAUUAAGAAAAUGUAAAAUCGUGUCUAGUUGGAAAUAUUUUUAUAAUUCAAUAACCUCGAGUUGUAAGUGAAAAUGCAUACAUUUAUGGUGGAAAAGAACGAUGAUUUGUUCAUUUUCGGCAAGAAGUAGAGACCACUGUCAAUAUUUGAUCCAAUAUCUAAUCAAUAUAAUUAUUAGGCAAGACGAAAGAACUCAUUCGCCUUAAAUACAGGGUAAAACUUUAAAGUUUUAAUCGUAAGGAGUUAACAUCAAUAGUUGUAAUAGAUGAACAAAUCAUUUGUUUAUCACUUUUUUACUUCAUUUUCUACGACAGCAUUUUUUUAAAUAUCUUGAAUAAUAAUACUCUUAAGGAGAAAAGAUCAAGUUUACCAUAAGCAGUAUCAUAUUUGAAAAUCGAAGAUUCCCUUCAUUCAAAAAAUUACCCUUUGGUGGAAGACAUAAAUUUAAUAUUUAAGUUUGGUUUCUACAAGAAAUAAACAAUCAAAUAUUCAACGAUCAACUCUUUCCUAGACAUUCUACGAAUAAACUUAACAUUCCCAGAAUAAUUGUUAAAAAUAAGUUUCUCAGUGAAAAAUAUAUAUUAUAUCUACCUGUGGCGUUUGAUAAUAUUUGACAUCUUGUAAGGUAUUUUCAUUGAAAAAUAAUUGACCACUUUUCAGCUCAAAUCUUUCAGCUUUCGUUCACGUAGUUCUUACCUACUUCAGUAAUGAAAAGUUUUCUGUGUAAACUCAUAAUAUAGACUGGAGUGAAUCAAAUAUUUGAUUUCAAAUUCCAAUCAAGUAGAUAGUUAUUUCUGGUCAUCUGCAUAAACACGGAAGUUAUAUAAAUAUAAUAAAAGUUUAAUGAUGUUCAAAAUUGUUGCUUACGCUACUUAUAGUUAGAUUCAAAACAAGAAACAUUGCAAAACCUUCAUGAGCGUAUGAAUUAAAUACAAAAUUCCCACAAUCUCAUAAUUCAAUUGAAUUUAUCCAGUUUGAUAUCCGAAGUACCUAUAGGUACAAACGUUUUUAACCUUCUUCUCAAUUGAAAGUAUAAGGGAAGACAUAUCAGAUCUAAAAAAUUGAUCCCACGGUAGAAAGGUUGAUUUCUGAAUGUAUUCAAAUGUUCUGUUAGAUAAACCAAAACUACGCGUUUGAAAUUAUAAAACAAAUAAAAAUGUGAAUACUCCUGCUGAGAAAAGUUUUCUAAGUGGUUCAGCUGUUGCUGUAAGUCAGUUUAUAUUUAAAUACGGAUUACCCAAUUUAAAUGCGGUUCUACUCUAACAAUCUCUUUUCUUCGAAGCAUAGUAACAAUGAUAUCAAUAUAAAAAGAAGCUACGUUUAUUCCAGCAUGGUUUUUGAGAGUUCUAUCACGUUCCAAAAUACUAUAACGACAUGAAUUGCAAAAAUGUAUAGACAAAACUUGGGAACACCCCUGUCAAAUCAUUCAUAGUUAUUCAAUUUAUUACGGAACUAGUUUCAAAAGAAAGAACGUUUAAUAUCACUUACAUUAGUACAAUUUGUGUAUGAAUUACAUAACAUCUUUUAUGUCCAAAAUUUUAAUGAAUAUUUUAUUUGUUAUUGAAUAAGCACUUGAUAUUAUAAGUUAAAUAAUUCCUAUUGGAGUUAUACUUGAAUUUGAGAUUUAUGUAAUUAGUUCUGAACCAAUUGUGAACUUUCUGUAUAAACAAAACUAUAAUGAUUCAAUUUAAUAUAAUUUCUUUUAUGUUAUUGAAUAAUUCAAUGUUUUAGGGGGAAUGGCACAAAUAUAAAUAAUAUAUCUGUAAUUAAAUACAUUUGCUCAAUUUAACUUGAUUCAAGUUUUAACAUUUUUCAUAAGGUUCGACAGAAUAUACAAAAUAAUUAUUUCUCAUUUUAAUUUUUAAAUUGAAUUGAAAUACAGGAAUUGUAUUAUGAAUUAGACAAGUUAUGUCAUAAGUCUUAAAGGAAGACAUAGUUUAAAUUGGGUUGAUAAAGUACCUAUCUACAGUCAAGAGCCAUCAAACUGUAAAUUAGAAUAAGAAUUUGAAUUUGUUUCAGCAUGAAUAAUUGUGUUUGAAAUUUUCUGUUAGAGAAAAUUUCAGUAAUGUUUCAUGGUUGCAUGUAUUUGGUCGAAAAGUGAUUCACUACAUUUAUACCUAUUGAAUAAAUUCAUUUGAAUGAAAAUUAAACAUACAUACAAAUUUUUCAAGAAUAACAUGUAAUGAAUAUUUUUCGACUGAGCAUUUUGAAAUUAACAUUAUUAUUUUAGACAGAAAAUUAGUUCUGUUAAGUGAUCCAAACUUUCAACUUAAGUCUCUAGGUGUGUUUAUUAUUAUUUACAGAAUUACACAUCGGACACUAAACAUAAAAUUGAAAUAGAAUGUAGAAUCAUCAACCACUUUGCAUGUUUUCACAACUUAGAGUCACGUAGUUAUAGAAAAAAUUAAAUGAAAAGGUAUUUUGAAGUUUCCUGUUGUGGGGGGAAUUUGACAGCAUGCAACCCUAGAGAUGAAAGCAUGAAAUGCAACAUCUAGAGAUGCAAUGUUCGCACUUAGAGAAUGAAAUGAAAUGGCAUGGAUUUCAGACAGACAUAUUUCUUCCUCACAGAAGAAAUGAGGCCAUAACGCUAUUUACAUUACUGUACAUGUUAUUUAUGUUACGAAAUUGGUUGAUUCGAAAUAUCCAACAUGAUUUCGUCUGCAAUCAAUUUCUUCAAAUCUGUGUAAGAAGAAUUUACUGUGUAAACUAAAAAAAGAACAUAUAAGAAAAAUUUCAUUGUUAUUUAUUGUAAUAAUAUCCAAUAAAUUUAUGACUUAUUAA
Molecule: messenger RNA, 3784 nt
Organism: Harmonia axyridis
Lineage: Eukaryota; Metazoa; Arthropoda; Insecta; Coleoptera; Coccinellidae
Gene: qvr
Product: protein quiver
Exons: 4
Coding region: 419-853 (144 amino acids)
Biological process (GO): regulation of synaptic transmission, cholinergic; positive regulation of voltage-gated potassium channel activity; sleep
Source: RefSeq, a predicted model, not a curated record